Rhinichthys klamathensis goyatoka is the source of this 1504-nucleotide messenger RNA. Its product is annotated as Translocating chain-associated membrane protein 1-like 1-like. Lineage: Eukaryota; Metazoa; Chordata; Actinopteri; Cypriniformes; Leuciscidae. The transcript is spliced from 11 exons. Gene Ontology annotation, biological process: SRP-dependent cotranslational protein targeting to membrane, translocation; protein insertion into ER membrane. The record is from RefSeq and is a predicted model, not a curated record. Gene Ontology annotation, cellular component: endoplasmic reticulum membrane. Bases 143 to 1267 code for a protein of 374 amino acids.
GCUUCCGGUUACACCGCGAGCGGGUGUGAGUGAAUGUAGUGGGGCUUUUAUGACUGAAUAGUGUGGAUUUAGCCUCGAUCUGCUUGUUCUGCGAGUGUCUGCAGUGAUCAGGAGUGUGUAUUCCUGCGACAGUAGAAGAGCGAUGGGCUUCCGUAAGAAGAACAAGAGUCCGCCCGUGCUGAGCCACGAGUUUGUCAUCCAGAAUCACGCGGAUAUGGUGUCGUGUGUGGCCAUGGUCGUCCUGCUGGGACUCAUGUUCGAGGUGACAGCAAAGUUCGCCAUCAUGUUCAUCACAGUCCAGUAUAACGUCACGCAGAGCCUGGAAACAGAUGCAGAGGACAAGCCUGAGCCGGUGAACCUCUACAGGUACGGCCCGCGGGACAUCGCCACGGUGUUCUUCUACCUGCUCAUCGCCGUCAUCCUGCACGCCCUGAUCCAGGAGUACGUCCUCGACAAAAUCAAUCGCCGGCUGCACCUGUCCAAGACCAAACACAGCAAGUUCAACGAGUCGGGACAGCUGGCCUCCUUCUACCUGUUCUCCUUCGUCUGGGGCGUCAGCAUCCUCACCAAUGAAGAAUUUGUGACCAAUCCGACCUUUCUUUGGGAAGGCUAUCCUCAUAUCCACAUGGCUUUCCAGGUGAAGUUCUUCUACAUCUGCCAGAUCGCCUACUGGCUCCACGCUCUUCCUGAACUGUAUUUCCAGAAAGUGCGGAAGGAAGAUAUUCCACGUCAGCUCUACUAUAUUUGCCUUUAUAUAUUCCACACCACUGGUGCCUAUGUCCUCAAUCUCCACCGUUUAGGUCUGGUCCUCCUGGUGCCGCAUUACCUGGUAGAGCUGCUGUUUCACGCCUCACGCCUCUUCUACUUCAGUGAUGAAAACAAGCAGAAAGGGUUCACACUGUGGGCUCUGCUGUUUGUCAUCACCCGCCUCCUGACACUCACUGUUUCUGUUUUGACGUUCGGAUUCGGCCUGUCCCGCACAGAUAACCAGGGGUUUUCCUUAGCGGAUGGAAACUUCAAUGUGCUCACUGUCAGGAUGACCUGUCUGUCGGCCAUCUGCCUGACCCAGGCCUGGAUGAUGUGGAAAUUCAUAAACUUCCAGCUAAAGAAGUGGAGAGAACAAACUCAAAUCCAGGCCAGUAAGAAGAAAGCUGUCAGCCCGAAAAGCAGACCCAGCAAGAAGGACUCCAGAGGGGGUUCAGUGAAUGGAGUCAUGAAGCCGGACGACAAGACGUCGCCCAGAGCCAGAAAAGCUAAAGCCUCGUAAAAGGGGAAGAGGCCCGAAGUGUGAUGCUCUGUUUCCACUCUGAACUGUAGGAAAGAAACAGAUUGAUAACUGCGAAACGAACCACAAACUAAGGAACUAAGUUGUACGGCAUGGUUCAGGUGUAAUUUUUCAUUUUCAAAAAGAACUAUAGAUUUAUAAGCAUUCGUUAUAUCCAUUUGCUCGUGACUUCUGGUAAGAGUGUGAGGUUUUCUGAAUGGUUUGUGCUGGACAUGAAGA